CCAUGCCAUGAUGUUUCUUGUCUCUUCCUAUUGAAAGGAACUGAAAUCAGCUAAACCGGAGAUAAGGACAGUAAAAGCGGUGACAAGUGAGACUGUUGAAAGUCUAUAGGAUGGCCUGGAUUCUGCUGUUCUAGGUGGUAUUCAGAGAUGCCUCUGAUGGAUUAGAUGAGUAAGCAGACGGUUACUUCUUGAAUUCGUUUUUGUAAGGAAAUCUGUAUUCCAAUGAAAACAAUUAUUGAAUACAAUAAUUAUAAACCAUGGUUUUCUAAAAAUCUGAAAAACUUACGAACAACAAAAGAUGAAGCUCACAAAAGUGGAGGCAAAGCUAGACAAAGCCAUUAAGGAUGCCUGAAGCAAAUACAUGUCCACGCUGGAACAGAGCUAUUUAAAAGUCUUUAUCCAAGAUGAUUAUACAGCCAUUGUGUAAUUAUUAUAGCAGUGAAAUGAACAAUCAUAAUAUCAUCAGAGCAGUAAAGCGUGCCCAUGCCCAGAGAAUCCGUAGCUACUUCCAAGACAGUGGUGACACAUGGCGCAUAUGGCAGGGCAACCAGGCUAUCAUUAACUACAGGAUAACACCACCGGCCUGUGACGCUGAUGCCUCCCUCCCAGAUGCGCUGAACAACUUCUAUGCAUGGUUCAAGAAGCAGAAUGACGUAGCAGCAAGGAAAACCAUCUCUCCUCCCAACAAUCAAGUACUGCUUCUGACCACAGCCAACAUGAGAAAACCUCUAUGCAAAGUCAACCCACAGAAGGCUGCUAGACCAGACAAUAUCUCUGGCAGGGGGCUCAGAGAAUGUGAACACCAUUUGGUGGAUGUUCUCACCGACAUCUUCAACAUUUCCCUGAGCCAUGCCACUAUUCUAACGUGCUUCAAAACUACUACCAUCAUUCCUGAGCCGAAGAAGCCCUCAGUGUCCUACCUCAAUGACUAUCGUUCUGUUGCACUCACACGAUUCAUCAUGAAGUGGUUUGGGAAGCACAUCAAGACUGUGCUGCCCCCCUCACUGGACACCCUGAAGUACCACCGAAACCAUUCAAUUGAUAAUGCCAUAGUCACCACCCUCCAUUUGGCCAUCUCUCACUUGGACAAGAAGUUCACAUACAUGCUAAUGUUGUUCAGAAACUUUACUUCAGCAUUCAACGCACUCAUUCCACAGCACCUGAUUGGAAAGCUAAGCCUGCUGGGCCUGAACACCUCCCUGUCUAACUGGAUCCUAGACUUCCUGACUGAGAUACCUUAAGUCAGUCAGGAUUGGAAACAGUAUCUCCAGCACCACCACCCUAAGCACUGGUGCUGCACAGGGCCAUGUGCUUAAUCCACUACUGUUCACUUUACUGACUCACGACUGUGUAGCAAUGCACAGUUUGAACCACAUCAUCAAGUUUACUGACGCCACAACUGUGGUGGGCCACAUCAUCAUGAAUGACAAGUCAGCAUAUGAAGAGGAGGUACAGAGGUUAACAGACUGGUGCAAAGCCAACAAUCUGUCUCUGAACAUAGACAAAGCAAAGGAGAUGGUUGUUGAUUUCAGAAGCUCUUGAAGCAACCACUCUCCGCUGUACAUUGAUGGCUCAAGCAUGGGGAUCGCCAAGAGCAUCAGAUUCAUUGGUUUUCACCUGGUGGAGAACCUCACCUGGUCCCUCAACACCAGCUCCAUAGCCAAGAAAGCCAUCCCAGCAGCGUCUUUACUUCCUGCGAAGGCUGAGGAAAGCCCAUCUCUCACUACCCAUGCUCGCCACAUUCUACAGAGGGACUAUUGAGAGCAUCCUGUGCAGCUGCAUCACUGUCGGAUUUGGGAAUUGCACUGUCAUGGAUCACAAGACUCUGGAGAGGAUAGUGAAGACAGCUGUGAAGAUCAUCAGAAUCUCUCUUCUCUCGAUCACGGACAUGUUCACUGCACAUUGCAUCCACAAAGCCACCAGCAUUGUGGAGCACCUGACGCACCCUCAUAUAAACUAUUCACUGUCCUGCCAUCUGGAAAAGGGAGAGAAGCAUUCAGACCUUCACUACCAGAAUGUGUAAUAGUUUCUUCCCUCAAACGAUAAGACUCCUAAAUACUCAGGAACUAGACUGAAACACAUACACACCCUCCCAUUCAGCUAGAUCAUGUCUUUAUUUAUUAUUUAUUAUUAUAUUUAUUAUCAUACUGUUACUUUCUUCCUACUUCCAGUGUACUGUGUUCUGUGUAGUACCUUGAUCCCAAAGCAACAUUGUUUCAUUUCACUGUGUACUGUACUAACUGUAUAUGGUUGAAAUGACAAUAAAAAGAUCUUACUACUACUACUACUACUACUACUACUCAUCAAAUGGUUUGGUAUCUCUAAACAGACACAAGUAUCCAUAGCCUAAGUAACACACUUUCAGCAGGUAUGUGAUGCUUUGGUAUUCAGGAGACCAUGCAACUUUAAGCAGAUAAUAAUGUUUUACAGUCUGCAUAUGUGAAUUUGCCAUGCAAAAUUAUUCAUUCUUCCGAAAUGUUUUCAAAUUUUGCCAAAUUAAAUAUGAUGUGAAGUGAGCAGGAUAAGUUUGUGAAACUUUCAUAACUCCAAAUUAAU
Molecule: messenger RNA, 2556 nt
Organism: Erpetoichthys calabaricus (reedfish)
Lineage: Eukaryota; Metazoa; Chordata; Cladistia; Polypteriformes; Polypteridae
Exons: 2
Coding region: 405-1241 (278 amino acids)
Source: RefSeq, a predicted model, not a curated record